This is a messenger RNA of Paraglomus brasilianum, 2307 nucleotides long. Lineage: Eukaryota; Fungi; Glomeromycota; Glomeromycetes; Paraglomerales; Paraglomeraceae. The record is from the annotation of a GenBank genome assembly.
AUGGAGGGCGAUCUUGGUGAUAUGGAUGGAGAAGCUGCAGAACAUGCUGGGAUUAUUCCUCGUGUUUUGAACAAUCUUUUUAAUAUACUCGAAAGAGACAAGGCAGAAUAUUCCGUGCGUGUUUCGUUUGUCGAAUUGUAUAACGAAGAAUUGAAGGACCUUUUAUCCCCGACUGAUGAUACGCGUAAGCUCAAAAUAUUCGAAGAUGCGGCGAAAAAGGGUGUAGUGUUACAAGGCGUUGAAGAAGUUUUGGUAAAGAACUGGUCAGAUGGCAUUCGUGCUUUACGACAGGGAUCACAUAAACGACAGGUGGCUGCUACAAAGUGCAAUGAGAAUUCUAGAGAAACCACUGGUAAUGGAGAAGAUCUUUUGAAAGUCGGUAAGCUAAAUCUGGUUGAUCUGGCUGGCUCGGAAAAUAUCGGUCGCUCAGGAGCCGAGAACAAGCGCGCUCGGGAGGCUGGUGUGAUCAAUCAGGGUCUGCUUACUCUGGGCCGUGUAAUUAACGCGCUAGUUGAACACUCGCCUCAUGUGCCUUACAGGGACAGUAAGUUGACCCGUCUUCUCCAAGAUUCGCUUGGUGGCAGAACAAAGACUUGCAUUAUCGCCACAAUAUCUCCAGCAAAAGUCAACCUGGACGAAUCAUUCUCCACGCUAGACUAUGCCAAUCGUGCCAAAAAUAUCCGUAAUAAACCCGCUGUUAACCAACUUUUAACAAAGAAGGCGUUAAUCAAGGACUAUGAGGACGAAAUUGCACGACUGAAAUCGAAUUUGCAGGCAGCAUGGGAUAAGAGUGGCAUUUUCUUAUCAAAAGAUAAUUACCUCAGCCUGGUAAAUGACAAUCAAAGCCUCAAAAAUCGUAUCGAAGAAUUGCAAAUAAAGGUUCAGACACAGGAGGAGAUGCGCGAAAAAGAUCAUCGCGUGAUUGAAGCAUACAAGACGUCUCAGCGAUCAAUGGCUCUGGAUUUUGAAGCAAAAACCGGAGAAUUCAAGGCCGUUCAGGCAUCUUUCAGUCAGUCGGCUCAGGUCCUGAUGAACACGUUUAUGGAGGAGAAGGCCAAGGAACUUGCAGACGGUCAAAAGUACGUUGAGGAUAAUUUGAACAAGUUUGUCGAGCUCACACAAGCGCUGCUGGAAGGUGCUGUGGAAAUGAGCGAUUCGGCAAAACAAUCUUUUGCCGAGAUUACACGGCAAUUCAUAGAAUUUCGCACGACAAUCUCUUCAAAGUAUCACGAUCAGCUUGCCGCUUCAGAAAAAUUGAUACAGAACCUACGAGAAGAAUUAAAGCGACACUUUGACAAAAUAAGCGCAGUUCAUAAACAAACCGACACGGACAUAUCUGUUAUCGUCGAAACAGCCGAGAUUCACGUAGACGCCAUCAACACUUCGAUAACAUCCAUAAAAAAUAGUGCCAAUAAUCAUGCCCAGGAAGUGAUCAAACGGCGAGAAGAAGAGGUUACGCGUCUUGAGGAAGUGACCAAGGAGAAGAGACUGAUGAUGGAAUCGAUUCAAGAAGAAAUAAUAAGUAGAAUGAAGGCGUUAAUAACGGAUUUGACUCGACGAGCGACGGAAACUGACAGAGAAACGUGUACGAAUAUGCAGAAGAUAAUCAAACAAGACCUUGAUGAUAUCCUUUCUCUACAUAUACAUUUCGGUAAGUUCAACCAGUCAAACGAAGAACGUUUCGGCGAGUUGAUACAAUCGAACGUUCGGUAUCACGAAAAGUUGUUGCAACAAGUGGCAUCUACCAACGAUAACUUUACAGAGCUCGAGAGUCAAGCCGAUAAAUUGUUCCCGAAGAUUGAUUCGGUCGAUUCUAACGUAAAACACUAUGUUGAGGCAUUUGACGUCACAGCUACUAAUGCGAUGUGUACCAUGGAUUCGGCCGUGCUUGAUGGAGAGUCGAAGCUGUCCGAGACUAGUGGCAGUCACCGUCAAACAAUAGGCAAUAUUGGUAGCAGCGUCAAAGAAAACUGCAUUCACAUUAAGACUCGACUUGAAAAGAUUGGGGAUGACCUUAAGAACAAUUCACACAACGCUAUAAAGAUGGUACAAGAAAACGAUUGUAGAACAGAUUCAUUCAGCAAUGAGGCAGCGGCUCUUGUAGAAAACAUGCGGGUCGAUAUGGAGCGAUUGACUGCAGGAAAAUUCGAAGUGAACAAUGACGACACCAUCUCUGACAUGACCGAUAUGACCGUUGAAAAUCGUCCCGAGUCUUUAGCAUCUGUAUUAACAGAAGUCAACGGCGAUUGUCGAAAGCGGACACGAAGUCAAAUGCCCGUGCGAAAAAAGCGUCAUAAGAUUGUGUAA